This is a messenger RNA of Exophiala bonariae, 1092 nucleotides long. RefSeq lists its product as uncharacterized. The transcript is spliced from 3 exons. Bases 1 to 1092 code for a protein of 363 amino acids. Lineage: Eukaryota; Fungi; Ascomycota; Eurotiomycetes; Chaetothyriales; Herpotrichiellaceae. The record is from RefSeq and is a predicted model, not a curated record.
AUGACAGCUUCAGUAGACCGUCUCGCAUUUUGCACCCUGGGCAUGUUCAUCAUUGAUGAGAUUGAGCACCUCAACAGCGAUGCACCAGAGCAAAGAAUCAUCGGUGGUGCCGGGACUUAUGCAGCGCUCGGUGCUCGUCUCGCAGCAGGCGGGCAAAAUGCUCAGCACGUGGGAUGGAUAGUCGACAUGGGUUCGGAUUUCCCAGCAGAACUGAGAAGUCUUAUUGAUACUUGGGGCACGAAAUGUAUAUUCCGGACGGAUGUUACGCGUCUCACUACGACCGCGUGGAAUGGCUACGGUCACAACGAGCAUCGAGCGUUCAAAUAUCUCACACCGAAACUGCGACUGGAUGAGAAUUCCCUGUCGGAGGAGCAGGUGUUGGCUCAAUCGUUUCACAUGGUUUGUUCGCCGGAGCGGUGCAUGUCGUUGAUCAGAGGGAUCAUGGCCAGGCGGAAUGUGCUUGUUCCAAAUGAAGAACGGCCUGUUUUUGUAUGGGAGCCGAUUCCUGACCUGUGCACGCCUGAAGAGUUCGAUCGGCUUCGAGAGGCUAUCGCACUCGUCGAUGUCGUGAGUCCCAAUGCGGAAGAACUCGUUUCGUUCUUUCCUGCUGCUUCGAGUGGUGACGAUAGAUUAUCGCAGGAGAUGAUGGCAGACAAACUACUGCGCGUGGAUUCAGACAAGUACAUGAAUGCGGCUCUGGUGAUCAGAGAAGGUGCUUUGGGCUGCACGACAUACGUAGGGCGGAAGAAGCUACAUCUCGGUGCAUUUCAUCGGGACAGUAGUAAGGUCCGGGAUCCGACCGGCGGUGGUAACACUUUUCUGGGCGCGUUGGCUAUGGGCAUGACGGGUAGGGUUGCUCCUGUUGAGAGCGGUGUCGUCAAAGAAGAUCUGUGGGUCGGUGAAAAUUCGCAACACAAUCUGUUGCUGGGUCUUCUUCACGCAACAGUAGCUGCUGCAUAUGCAAUUGAGCAAGUCGGCAUGCCUGGCGUGUCCACAACAGAUCCUGCUGUUUGGAACGGGGAGUCCUACCUGGGUCGAUAUCAUUCGUAUCUUGAUAGCGAGAAAACUCACGUUCAAGGACAGCUGCAAUAA